AACUUCUUUCAUAAUAUAAAACGUUUUUAUUCCUUGUUGAUGAAAAUAGACAAUUAUUCUAUCAUAUUUCCCAUCAGUUACAAAAAUUUCUAGCUAGUUCAUCAUUUCCUCUCAUACCACCACUUGUCCCCAACUCGCGACCACCAUGAACCACCGUCUAGACCUCACCCCUUCCCUAUUCGCGCUAACAGUCGUUCUAGCCACCGUAAUCCAUUUCCCCGUCCUACGCUGCCAAAAAACUCGACCAUACGAUAUUUGUCGCCAGUCAGUCAAAUGUGGAAACAUCCAACUCGAGUACCCAUUUUGGGGGUCUGACCGUCCUGCUUACUGCGGCCACCCGGGUUUUCAACUAACCUGCCAAUCUGAUGUCCCCGAGCUCGUAUACAAAUCCGUAAACUAUCGAGUCCUGGACACCGAUAGCAGUACACAAACGAUCACCAUCGCUAGAAACGAUCUUUGGACCAAUGACUGCCCUGAAUACCUCCACAACACCACCUACAACUCCACACUUUUCAACGGAGAUAAUUUUGAUCAACAGAACAUAUCUCUCUACUACAAAUGUGAUACUAAUAUACCCGGUGGGAUAUCGGUACCAGCGGGCCAUAGAUUCAGUUGCAAUGUUAAUAACACCCAAAGUGACAGUUAUUUCUAUUUAACCAAUUUGAUCAGCCCCAACAUUGCCAAUUUCUUUGUCCUGUGCGACAGUUAUAUAACAGUCCCGGUGAAUCAGUCUUCGGCUGCUAGAUUAGCGACAAGUGGUGCUUCGAGGAGUGAUCUGAGCUCGGCUUUGACGGCUGGUUUCAACCUACAGUGGACUGCGAAUGAUGAUGAGUGUGAGCAGUGUAUUCAGUCUGAUGGUCAAUGUGGGUCAAACUCGACGUCACCUGAUUUGUUUGCCUGUUAUUGUACCAGUGGGAAUUUCUCGUUAACUUGUAACAAUGUUGGCGAAAGUGGAGGGAGUUCAAAGACUAGUUCUCUGAGUAUAGUACUUCCAAUCGUUGGAGCGGUUAUUGCUGGUGUUGGCAUCGGAUGGGCAAUCUUUGUUUGCCGACAACGGAGAAAAAAGCGCACAAUCAACGAAGCAUCAGCCGCCCAAACAGAGAGCAAAGCCAUUCUGACAAAGUUUUCAAGCAAACGACUAACCAGUGACGAUUCUAAUUUCACUUCCAGCAUCCCUUCAUUUCCUACACCAAGAACAUCGGAAACAUCUAGAGAGUUCGGAAAAAGCUCAUAUUUUGGAGCUCAGGUUUUCACCUAUGAAGAAUUAGAAAUCGCUACUGAUAACUUUAAUAAUUCUAGAGAAAUUGGAGAUGGCGGUUUUGGAACAGUGUACUAUGGUAAGCUUCUUGAUGGUCGAGAAGUUGCUGUCAAACGUUUAUACGAAAACAAUUUCAAACGCAUGGAGCAAUUCAUGAACGAAGUUAAGAUCUUGACAGGGUUAGAUCAUGAUCACUUAGUGAAACUAUACGGGUGCACCUCAAAACGAAGCAGAGAACUUCUUCUAGUUUAUGAGUAUAUUCCCAAUGGCACAGUCGCCGAUCAUCUUCAUGGAAAACUAGCAAACUCAAGCUCGAGUUUGUUCUCAUGGUCCGUGCGGUUCAACAUUGCUAUACAAACAGCUGACGCGAUUGCCUAUCUACAUCAAUCAGGCAUCAUUCACCGUGACGUGAAAACUACCAACAUUUUGGUGGAUAAAAGUUUCCAAGUCAAAGUUGCUGAUUUCGGGUUGUCAAGGUUGUUCCAAAAUGUUACACAUGUGUCCACUGCGCCACAAGGGACGCCUGGUUAUGUUGAUCCCGAAUACUACCAAUGUUAUCAUUUGACAGACAAGAGUGACGUCUAUAGCUUUGGGGUCGUCUUAGUUGAGCUCAUUUCUUCAUUACAAGCCGUUGACACCAGCAGGCACAGGCUCGAUAUAAACUUGGCUAAUAUGGCUGUAACCAAGAUUCAAAACCAUAAGUUGGAUGAGUUGGUUGACAAGAGUAUCGGGUUUGAGACAAAUGGGCAGGUGAGGAGGACGACCGCGUUAGUGGCUGAGCUGGCUUUCCGGUGUCUGCAACAACAAAAGGAUAUGCGGCCGACGAUGAAAGAAGUGUUGGAAACUUUACAAGGGAUUCAGAAUGAUGAUCUGAAUACUCAGAAACCGGAGGUGGUUGAUAUUGUGGUGGAUGAUGGUGGUCUGUUGAAGGGUCAACACACAGAACCAGCAUCACCGGAAUCUGGAAUUACUAACAAAUUGGUUGCUAGCUCUGUACCAAAUUCUUCUAGUGGUUGAUUAGACUUUCAUGAGUCUGAAAAAUAUUUUUUUUUUUGUUGUUGGUUAAUGAUUAUUUAGGAUGUUAUAGUAUGAUAACACAUGACAAGUUCUAAAGGGAAUGUACAUAGUAAAAUUCUAGAGCAACUAUAAUCAUAUUCCCUUGUUUUUAUAUCUUAUUAAGUUGUGGAGUUCAUGUCUAUAUAAAGGAAUUCAUUCAUUA
Molecule: messenger RNA, 2477 nt
Organism: Helianthus annuus (common sunflower)
Lineage: Eukaryota; Viridiplantae; Streptophyta; Magnoliopsida; Asterales; Asteraceae
Product: LEAF RUST 10 DISEASE-RESISTANCE LOCUS RECEPTOR-LIKE PROTEIN KINASE-like 1.4
Exons: 4
Coding region: 146-2275 (709 amino acids)
Biological process (GO): protein phosphorylation
Molecular function (GO): protein kinase activity; polysaccharide binding; ATP binding
Source: RefSeq, a predicted model, not a curated record